ACAAAGGGCUAGCCUCAUCCCUUCCCCUCCUACUAAUAGUAAUAGUUAGUAAUGGCUAUAUUAUCUUUCAUUUGCUUUGUAUGUUGUUAUUUCACUUUCAUAUUUUCCUUCGAAAAUUUCUCAAAAGAUGUAACAACCUUUUACCCCAUAAAAAUAGAAAUAGAAAUAAGAUUUAUAUACAUUCGUUCUCUCUUUUUUCCCCACCAAAUUAAGUGUGUUUUGAUUCACAUAAAUACAUCAUAAUUUUUUAUAAAAUUGUUCAAAGAAAGUCAUAGACAACCCAAGAAAAGCUUGUAAUCAACCUGUUGUUUGGGCUAAAACAAUGAUAGAGUCAGUUUGUGUUCGAGCUUCAGCUCUGCAAUUGCCGCCCAUUAACUCUCACUCUCAAAGAAAUGCCGCAAUGGCUGACAGUUUUGCUAUUGAUGCUCGAAAUCUUAGCUAUUCGGUUGUAUCAAGACAAGGAGAAUUACUUCCAAUUCUUAAAGAUUGUUCAAUAAAAGUUCCUUCUGGACAGUUUUGGAUGCUUUUGGGACCUAAUGGUUGUGGAAAAUCAACCCUUUUAAAGAUUUUAGCAGGUCUCCUGAGUCCAGAUUAUGGGAACUUGUAUGUGGAGAGGCCAAGGAGCUUUGUUUAUCAGAAUCCUGAUCACCAGGUCGUGAUGCCAACAGUGGAAGCUGAUGUCGCUUUUGGUCUCGGUAAAUUGAACUUAACACCAAAUGAGAUUAAGACUAGGGUGGCAAAAGCUUUGGAUGCAGUUGGGAUGUAUGAAUAUUUGAAAAAACCAGUUCACACUCUUAGUGGUGGUCAGAAACAAAGGGUUGCUACUGCUGGUGCUUUGGCGGAAGCUUGCAAAGUUUUAUUACUUGAUGAACUGACUACGUUUUUGGAUGAAACUGAUCAGAUUGGAGUGAUAAAAGCGAUGAGAAACUCCAUGGAUACAUCUCAAGGAAUUACAGCAUUGUGGGUAACUCAUCGCUUGGAAGAACUCGAGUAUGCAGAUGGUGCAGUGUACAUGGAAGAUGGAAGAAUUGUUCGACAAGGUGAUGCAACUAGUAUAAGGAAAUUCAUUGAUGAUAAACUGGCAUCUUAUGUUAAGCAAAUAAACUUGUAACUACUUUCCUCAAGGAACCCUGUACGUGCUGAGGCGGAUCCAGAGUUUGAACAUUAUGUUUCAAGUUCGGGAUUUUACCACAUCACAUUUGAUUUAUAGAGUCGAAAUUUAUUAUUUGUAUGUAUUUAGUGGAUUUUUAUCAUAUAUAUAAUGAUCGAGCCGAAGUUACUGGGUUCA
This is a messenger RNA of Solanum dulcamara, 1288 nucleotides long. RefSeq names its product ABC transporter I family member 10. The transcript is spliced from 6 exons. Bases 323 to 1111 code for a protein of 262 amino acids. Gene Ontology annotation, biological process: transmembrane transport. The record is from RefSeq and is a predicted model, not a curated record. Gene Ontology annotation, molecular function: ATP binding; ATP hydrolysis activity. Gene Ontology annotation, cellular component: membrane; chloroplast envelope. NCBI's taxonomy places the organism in Eukaryota, Viridiplantae, Streptophyta, Magnoliopsida, Solanales, Solanaceae.